ACUGCUGUCCGAGCACCGUGUACUCACCCUUGUGCAAAUCGUAGGAGAAAAUUCCCGAACCGAGGGAGAUUUUGAAUCGAGGUAGGGGAAGAAGCUCGAAGAUGGCGGAAUCGGAAUCGGAUUCACAGUCGUUUCUCUGGCGACACUGGAAUGGGUACAAGGAGUUUUGGGGUGAUAGGUUCUCUUUCCUUAAGAACUACUCGAGGCUCACCGAUCGCGACAAGCCUCUCCCUUCUUGGUCCUCCUCCGAUGUCGAAAAGUUCAUCGCCUCCGAUCCCAUCCAUGGCCCCAUUCUGAAAACUGCUAGGGAAGCAGUGAACUAUGGUGUUACCGGUAGUGUUGUUGGCGCUGUAUCUACCGGUGCUUUCGCGUGGAAAUACUCAAGAAGCCUGCAUGGUGCUGCAUUGGCGUUCGGAGCGGGAGCUGCAUUCGGUUGGACCUUCGGGCACGGAAUCGCUAACCAGACUCUGCAACUCUACAAAUUCGACACAAUGGCGGCUCAGGUUAAGUUCGUGGAAUGGUGGGAAUGCAAAAGCCAGGGAAGACCUUGAAAUCCAUAAGGAAACCAACCAAACCAACCACCAAAAGGUUCCAUUUCUUUACAAUAAUCCCCGUUGCAUCUGUUCGAAAACGGCUCGAGGCGAUAACUUUCGUUUUCCUUUCGUAUUUUUUGUUAAUCGAGAUGAGAAUCGCUGAACUGGCUGAGUUAUGGUCGGAAUAAUGAAACUCCUCUGAAAUGUUCCCACAGUAAGAGAGAGAUCAUGAGUCCAUUCAAUUGGUGAGUCUUCGGGUUUGGUCUAACAAUUUUACCAUAUUUUUGCAUGCUAAAGACAUUUACGAAACUAGUAUUUUGAUGUUUUUCUUUUUUA
Messenger RNA from Tarenaya hassleriana, 869 nucleotides. RefSeq names its product succinate dehydrogenase subunit 6, mitochondrial-like. NCBI's taxonomy places the organism in Eukaryota, Viridiplantae, Streptophyta, Magnoliopsida, Brassicales, Cleomaceae. The coding region runs from base 102 to 551 and encodes 149 amino acids. The transcript has 3 exons. The record is from RefSeq and is a predicted model, not a curated record.